CGGGGUUAAAUCAAAAUGGCGACCAGUGGAGUCAAUGAAGUUUUCGAAAGUCUUCCAAAUUUCCGUCAAGCAGGAGGUCGUGGACUGACCAACAAGAGAGGACAGCAAGUAAAAGAUGGACUCCUUUAUCGCUCCGCCAAGACAGACUACGUCACGGCCAAGGACAAGUCGUUAUUCCUCCAGUUGGGGAUAAAGUCAAUCAUUGACAUCAGAGGAGAGAAAGAAUACAGAAAACUGACCUCCAGACCACUCGACAACCUCUACACACCUACUGUAAUCACAGACAAUAAAACCAGUGAUCUCACGGAACACAAGGACACCUCUGUAGGUCGACGAUACCUCUUUGACGUAUUUAGUAAAGAACUAAUACGACACAUAGGAAACCAGGUCAAUAUCAUCAUUACGAUACUUGCUGUAAUGUUUCUACUACCCAUCGACAAGAUAUUUGGUACACACUUCUUCCCGAGACUAUACAGUCGAUUGGUUAUUCGGCAUCAAUCGCUUUACCAGCAAUACAUGGACUAUCUCGAAUAUAGCAAGCCUGUAUUUAGCGGUAUGUUAAAACUGUUGCUCUCGCAUGAAGAGAACCUACCAGUAUUGAUACACUGUGUGUAUGGUAAGGAUAGGACUGGAGUCCUAGUGGCUCUUAUACUGGACUGCAUUGGAGUAGAGAGAGAGACCAUUGCUAUGGACUAUGCUUCCUCUGAAGAUGGAUUGGUGUCAAUGAGAAAUGAGAUGUAUGAUGAUCUCAUUGUCAAUUGGGGCAUGGCAGAGCACAGUUGCCAGGCUAAAGCUGAUACAAUGCUUAAAGUACUUAAUGAAAUAGACAAAAGAUAUGGUAGUACCAGUCAAUAUCUGGAAUCCAUUGGGUUUACUCUUGAAGAUCAAGAAUCAUUGAAAUCAAUACUUCUUCAUUAGCACAGAACAGGUCUUCAUUAUGUGACAUUAACUUUUAUCUUAUAGUUUUUUGUGAUAGAGGCAUUGUGUCCUCAUUCAUUUUUAUCUUUUUACUUUUUGUCCCUGACAAGUUGAGCUUUUUUUAACAAGUACUUUGUCAGGAGUAGACUGACAAAAUACACAUUUUGUAGCACAA
Messenger RNA from Amphimedon queenslandica, 1093 nucleotides. RefSeq lists its product as uncharacterized. The coding region runs from base 16 to 918 and encodes 300 amino acids. The record is from RefSeq and is a predicted model, not a curated record. The transcript has 3 exons. Gene Ontology annotation, molecular function: phosphoprotein phosphatase activity. Gene Ontology annotation, biological process: dephosphorylation. NCBI's taxonomy places the organism in Eukaryota, Metazoa, Porifera, Demospongiae, Haplosclerida, Niphatidae.